Molecule: messenger RNA, 306 nt
Organism: Somion occarium
Lineage: Eukaryota; Fungi; Basidiomycota; Agaricomycetes; Polyporales; Cerrenaceae
Source: the annotation of a GenBank genome assembly
GAAGCACUUUCGUGAAGACCGCUUCUGUACGCGAUGGCUCAACUCAAGUUCUUUAUCCUGUCAGCACUCGUGAUGCUGUCGUCAGUUGUUGCGAGUCCAGUCCUUGAUGCUGUUAUUGCACGUGAGGGCGAUAAAGCUGCUGCGUGGCGCCGCGGCCAGGACAUGAGGGGAUGAAUGCCGGAAUGCCGUCGCUGGUCCGCUGCGAUGGUGUUCUCUUGCCUUCUUGAUUGUCUUCCACUAUCAUGAGACAGCUGACGAUGUACAUUGGAACUACCUGUCAAAGAUUGAAUAUAUGAUAUGACCAUU